This is a messenger RNA of Sinocyclocheilus grahami, 1419 nucleotides long. RefSeq names its product mevalonate kinase (gene mvk). Lineage: Eukaryota; Metazoa; Chordata; Actinopteri; Cypriniformes; Cyprinidae. Gene Ontology annotation, biological process: isoprenoid biosynthetic process; cholesterol biosynthetic process; isopentenyl diphosphate biosynthetic process, mevalonate pathway. Gene Ontology annotation, molecular function: ATP binding; mevalonate kinase activity. Gene Ontology annotation, cellular component: cytoplasm; cytosol. Bases 250 to 1419 code for a protein of 389 amino acids. The record is from RefSeq and is a predicted model, not a curated record. The transcript is spliced from 10 exons.
GCACAAGCAGGACGCGAUGCGUUGGAUGCUCUACAACGACAGGAGUUCUCGAAUAUUUGGCAAAACUUAUUAUUCUUUAAAAGUUAUUUGAGACUGCAUGUGUAGCGCGCUGAAUUGAGCUUGGUGGAUGAAUAGAAAUAUGAGAUUUUAGCAAGGCUUUAUUGCAUUGGUCAGCAUACACUGAUACAAUUUCUCGAAAAUAUCGUACACAUCUGAAGUUCAGAAGCUGUAAUAAUAAUAAUAAUUAAGAUGCAAGCACGAGAGUUGUUCGUUUCUGCCCCAGGGAAAGUCAUUCUGCACGGUGAGCAUUCUGUCGUGCAUGGAAAGGUCGCUUUGGCUGUGAGUUUGAACCUGCGCACGUUCCUGCGGCUGCAGUCCACAUCAUCCGGUGAAGUGCACAUCAACCUCCCCAAUAUUGACACUUUUCUGUCCUGGGACAUAACUGCACUGCAGCCUCUUCUGGCAGGGUGUAAAGCAGAGCAGGGUGGCCUGAAGGAACUUGAUGCAGAUCUUUUGAAGAGACUGCGUGAAUUCACAGGGAUUUCGGAGGAUUCCACAGACACAAGAAGCAUGGCAGUGUUGGCCUUCCUCUAUAUGUACCUGUCUGUUUUUGCAGAGUCUCUAGCCAGUAUCACGGUGUCCGUGUGGUCAGAGUUGCCCACAGGAGCUGGUUUAGGCUCCAGUGCUGCCUAUAAUGUUUGUCUGUCUGCCGCUCUGCUGUCUGCUAGAGGAAACCUAUCAUAUCCUCUUACACCACAGCAGGAGUCGGCCAGGUGGAGUAAAGAGGAGAUGGAGCUGAUUAACAGGUGGGCGUUCAUGGGUGAGAAGAUCAUCCACGGUAACCCUUCAGGGGUGGACAAUGCUGUGUGCACAUGGGGUGGCUUUUUAAGAUACCAUGCUGGGAAUAUAACUCCACUAAGCUGGGUCCCCAUUCUGAGAAUCCUUCUCACUAACACCAAAGUACCACGUAGCACCAAAGUGCUUGUUUCUGGAGUGAAGGACAAAAUGAACAAGUUUCCCUCCGUAAUGAAGCCAGUUCUGGAGUCCGUCAGCGCUGUGUCCUGCGCCUGUGAACAGACUCUCACAGAGAUGGCCGCGCAUGGACCUUCAGCUGAGCUCUACAACAUACUGGAGGAGCUGAUUGAUAUAAACCAGCACCAUCUGAACGUGAUGGGUGUGGGUCACUCGUCUCUGGACACACUGUGUAGGGUCACUCUGGCCAGAGGCCUGCAUAGCAAACUGACUGGGGCAGGAGGAGGAGGCUGUGGAAUCACUCUCCUACGACCAGAAACAGAUACUUCAGUGAUUCAGAGCACUGUUGAGGAGCUGAAGGCCUGUGGCUUUGACUGCUGGGAGACCAGCAUCGGAGCUCCUGGAGUCCAGCAGCACUCUUCAGCUGCACUCAGUCAGGACAAAUAA